CUAUUGAAAUGGCACGGUUCAUAGGUUUCACUCGAAUUGUGCAAUGAUUUCCGGCUGGAUUCCUUGUUAUCCAAUAACAACCAAGCCCAGUCGGCUAUGUUGAAAAUCUAUAACUGAAACAGUACGAAGCGGAAUUCUUACAUCAGCUUUGCAGAGAAUUCAAUUAAUUUGGAAAGAUCAAAAGGGAUCACUUCUCAAGCAAAUGCAACAUGCCAGAAUUUUAUUCGCAGUUGUACUACAGAAAUCCGAUAAGAAAGCAAGGGGCACUUGUGUAUUGAAAAAAAAGACUAUUGGUAAUUAAUACUCGGAAUGAUUUCAUGUGAACGACCAUGUCAAUUCGCUUGGAUGUAAGGCUCGUUUAAAGCAAUUAUUAAGGAUUUGGUUAAUCGUGCUUAUUGUGUAACGAUAUGCAUAUUUAAUGACAAUGCUAUAUUAAAUAUGUAUAAAGUGUAAUACAGUUGUAUUACUAGAAAUACUGUUUACAUUAAAUGUCUGUAUUGAUAGAAAAAAAGGAACACACAUUAUGGACUUUUGUAUUGCUUUUGGUCGCAAAACAAUCGAAAUGUGUAAUAUGUUUGCAUGAACUUGGUAUGGCUACUAAGGUAUUUGUAAAUGAUGAAUGAGCAUUUGAAAACAUAUAAAUGACAACGUGCGUCAAAUUUAGUGGUUAUAAUAUAACAUCAUAGUAAAACGUUGAAUGUUGGAUUGUUCGGUAAUGGACUGACAAUAUAUUUAUAUUUUACAAACAAAGCUAGUGAAAAGCGGUACCACUGGCCGUUUAAAACAACUUUUUCACAACGAAAAUGUCUGUUCAAUCUAUUUCACUGCAAGUUCCAAAAGUGAAAAAGAAACGAUGGGGAAACCCGAAACCAGGAGAGAGCUUAAAGAUGCUUGCGGCUGGGUCGCUGGCAUUCGCCAAGGCGUACAGUUCCGUGGAGAAACUGGAGCACGAGCUGGAGGCGGAGCUGCAGAGGGACAAGGACAACGACCCCGAGAGAGGGGAGGGCAUUCACAAACUAAGGCGGAAAGGCGGCAAGAUGUUGCUCAGCAAGUACACGCUCCUCUUCAUCGUUGCACUAAAUAUACUUGACUGCGCCUUGGUUCUUGGAGAACUCAUUCUAGAUUUGCAUCACGUGAAAGAUAUCCUCUUUGAUUCACAGCAGUCAUCCGAAUACUUUUUGGAACAACUAAAGCAACAGUAUCCGAAUCAGUUUUCCAACAUACCACUGAGUAAACUAGAUUUGGUUUACGACAAAAUCCUGGAAUCCCAGCUGUUUUGGGGUUCAAUUGCAAAUGAUUCAACAUUAGUGGGAUAUACACAAAUGGCCAUGGACAAUAAAACGUUACUAAUGAACACGAUGACGGCGUCGAUCCUGACACAUGAGAACGCACCAGGUGAUAUCGGGUUAAACGUCUCUUUGCCAGACAAAAGGGGGACAGAUCGAAGUAAUCAAGUCGAAGAAGACGCUGGCGAAUCUGCCAUCAGAAUGGUUGGAUACGUAUUCCAUAAAAUUAGCUUGACAAUCAGCGUGAUCCUGGUGUCAUGGGUUUUGUUAAAGAUCAUUUGCUUCGGUCGCAAUUUACUACACAGACGGCUGGAGGUGUUCGAUACAGUUGUGAUAUUAGCGUCUUUCGUCGUGGACAUGAUAUUCGUGAAAGGACUUUCCAUGUACACACUCACGCAGUUUGUGUAUAUUCUAGCGUUCAUGCUUCCCUGGCGAGUAAUAAGGGUCACUAAUAGUCUGGUGAUGGUUGUGAAAGACCAUGAAACUAUUCGCUUGAAAAUGCUGUUCACACAAAAGAAGAAAAUAGAAAACGAUAACAAACAACUUCGGGCGGAGAGGGAAAACUACAAGGAACAAGUCGAUGCAUUGAAGAAACUUUGUCUCUCGGAAGGCAUUGACGACUGGAAAAUAUUUCAAAGUUUAGCUCGGCAACAGAUCAAACCUGGUGGAAAAGGGGCAAUGGGGUCAUUUGCAAGUUUGGCGUUUGGGGCUUUUGGGAACAAGUCCGGUAGUUUUUGGUCCGUUCUUGGAACGCCUAAAAUGCGAAGAGGAAAGUCAGAGGACAUCUUGGCGGGUAAUAAAAUUGUUCACUCCAGCGAUACCACCGUGCAGAGUGAGAAGAGACAUAGUAAAGGGAAACUGCUUGGCUUCCUCGGAUCGUCAGCUGAUUACUUGCGUGGCAAGAUUAACAGAAAUGGCCAUCAUACAUCGCUUGAUAGUGAUAGUAUCCAAACGCACUUUAAGUCUAGUAUCCCAAUGCAGCAAAACGGUCAUAUCGGAAAAAGACUGGUGCGAGGGGAGACAAUUGAUACCCUAUCUACCGAAUCUAACGAUGACAUUACCGACCGUAACUGCAACGUGGAUGAUUUGUCAAAGCAAGAAACGGUCGAGUCUAGCGUUGCGGAAGCAGACUUUUCGAACGCGGCUUCACCAAAAAAUGACUUGGUGUUUAUGCACAGAGCACAUAGUGAUAGUGUGGGAACAAGACCUCCACUGCAGCAUGGCAGUCGUUUACUAGACAGUCUGGAUUCCAUGGACAUACAAAGACGGGCUUCGUUCGGUGCCAUGGACUCCUUAACUGUACAUUACCGCAAUCCAUACAACCAUUCGUGUUCUAUUAAUAACAUUGAUGGAAAAAAUCAUGGAAAUGCAUAAAAGUUGCAAUGAAGGGCAAUUUUUAUGCCGUAGACUGCAAGUAUAAAUACGUCAUGUACAAAUGAAUGUGUUAUAUAUUGUAUUAUAAAAUAUUAAGUUCAACGUAACAAAUGGUCUGCUUAACCGAAAAGAUGUAAAUACUAUUUUAUUCUAAACGUUGUCACUUAAAUUGUGUGUGUUUAGUUUCAUACCAAUUUCUUUUAUAUAUAUUCAUAAUAUAUCAUGAUUAUUUCACACCGAGUUUUAAUGUGUAAGAAUCACUUGUUUUAUUUAAGUAAAACAUGUAGUUGGCAAAAUAUGCAUUUGCUUAAGUAUUACGCUUAUCACCUUAACACAUUUUUUUCAUUGAUAGUAAUUUACUUUCAUGUUUGAAAACAACACAGUUUGUAUCGUAAAACUAGGAACAAUCAACGCAAAUAUAUGUUCGAACCGGAGCACGGUCAAAUUAAGUGUAUUGCUAGUAUACGGGUUUACAUUUCUAAUACUUCAAUCGGAUAUUUAUUUCAAUAUCGUUAUGUACAUAAAACAGAUAUUUAUUGACCGAUAAACAUCAAUACUGACAAAAUUGUUUCGAAAAGAUUUGUAUUAAGUUAUAUUAAUUAAAAAUAAAACACAAUACGAUAUGAAACAUAAUAUUAUAACUGUCGUACAAAAAACGGAUGAUGACAUUGUUGGCAUGAGAAUCAUAGACAUUGUGACAUUACCUUAUCGUUGAUGGUGUUUGAGAAAAAAUAGUUGGGUUUAUUAUUACUUUGAAGUCAUGUGUUUUUUCAUAUAUGUUUACAUAUGCAAUUAUAUAAUAUAUUGCGUGAACAUUGCUCUGACCAUACUUAACUCAUAUAUUUUCUUCUUUAUUAAUAAACCAUUAAUUGCA
This is a messenger RNA of Dreissena polymorpha, 3534 nucleotides long. RefSeq lists its product as uncharacterized. Lineage: Eukaryota; Metazoa; Mollusca; Bivalvia; Myida; Dreissenidae. The coding region runs from base 804 to 2660 and encodes 618 amino acids. Gene Ontology annotation, biological process: proton transmembrane transport. Gene Ontology annotation, cellular component: plasma membrane. The record is from RefSeq and is a predicted model, not a curated record. Gene Ontology annotation, molecular function: voltage-gated proton channel activity. The transcript has 9 exons.